AUGAAUCAGAGCCCUCAAAAUCUGCGCAACAGCAAAGAUACAAUCGAUUCCGAUAACGACACAUAUAUAGAAACAUUACUGAACAUAGAAGACAAAAACCAAAUGUCUUCCCAAACAAACUUGGAAAGCGGCCAACCACAGAAUCUGAGGCAACAGCAACCACCUCAUGAAAACUUCACCCCUAACCCUUACGAUACCACCGCAUACGCACAAAAUAAUGCAGGUACCGUGGACCCUGAAAAUCCAAACGGCUUACAAAACCAAAAGAGAUUGUUCUCAUUCAUUUUCUCGAAAAAGGUACCACCAAUCACAGCACCAGAGGAAAGAAAGCCAUACCCAUGGAAACAUGCCAACUUAUUCAGUCAAGCAUUCUUUCUUUGGUUGAGACCAAUGUUAUACAAGGGUUACAAGAGAACUCUUGUAGCAGAAGACUUGUAUUACUUGGAAGAUGAUUUAAAAGUUGAAACAAUGCAUGCUAGGUUUGACAAAUAUUUGAAAAAAAGAUUAGCUAAGGCUAAGGAAGAACACCUUAAAACGAACAGUAAUUUGGAAAACUUCAAAUGGCCCAGAUUUAUCUUAGAAAAAACCACCUAUGAUACCUUUUUCUGGCAAUAUAAUCUUUCCAUUAUAUAUUUGGGAUUAGCAUUCUGUUGUCAAUCAUUAUCUCCAUUAUUCACUAGAGCAUUAGUUGAUUUCGUGGAAUACCGUUAUUUUGGCUUUGAAACCUCGGUUAAUAAAGGUGUGGGUUACACUCUUGGAUCAGUGGCAUUGAUUCUUCUUAACGGUAUAUUCGUAAAUCACUUUUUCCAUGACGCCAUGAUGGUUGGAGCUAUGACUAAAGCUGUCUUGACAAAAAGUAUCUUGUUGAAGUCUUUCAACUUAUCUGCUAAAUCUAAGUAUGAAUUCCCAAUGGGUAAAAUCACUGCCUUAAUGGGUACUGAUUUAGCUAGAAUCGAUUUAGCUUUAGGUUACCAACCAUUAAUUGUUACAUUCCCAAUUCCUGUUAUCAUAUCCAUUAUCCUUUUACUCUACUACUUGGGUGUUACUGCAUUGGCUGGUAUUGGAUUAUUUUUGAUUUCAUUAUUUAUUUGUGUUUCAAUAACAAGAAUCUUGUUUACUUACAGGCAAAAAGUUACUAAGUACACUGAUAAUAGAGUCAGUUUAAUGAGAGAAGUCUUAACUCACAUCAAAGUGAUCAAGUACUACGCUUGGGAAUAUGCUUACAAGAAUAUGUUAUCUGAAAAUAGAACAAAAGAAAUGAAAUAUAUGUACACCAUCAAGAUCUUGAGAAAUUUCAUUACUGCUUAUGCUGUCACUUUACCAACAAUGACUUCUAUGAUUUCAUUUGUUACAUUAUGGGCCACUGGAGGAGUUAAGAAUGCUGGUAAAGUUUUCUCUGCAUUGUCAUUGUUCACUAUUUUAGCACAAGGUAUCAUGUUGGUGCCAUUUGCUUUAUCUACUGGUGCUGACGCUUUACUUGCUUACGAUCGUUGUACUGAUUUCUUACUGGCUACUGAAUUUGAUGAUGAAGUGGAUCCAAAAUUAUUGAAAGAAAAGAGAUUGUCUGUCGACUCUUCUUCUGAAUUUGAUUUCAGUAUUAAAGAGAUCGAUGAUGAAAAUCCAAUUGCAAUUGAAGUUAUGCAUGCUGAUUUCACUUGGGAAGUUUUCCAUGAUGAUGUAAAUAUGAAAACUAACUCAUCUUGGGAAUACACUGAAGCUACUGCAGCCAAAUUGAAAAAGAAGCAAAAUAAGAGUAAGUUAACUACUACUGAAAAAGAAAUCAAUAAACUUGAAAAGACUACACUUGACUACGUUGACUUCAGAGGAUCUUCAAGAUCUUCGAAUGAUACCUUUUUCGAAUCUCCUCAAUCAAUAGUUUCCAAUGAAGAAUUUAUUCGCUCUCAAGCACGUACAAGCAAGAAACAAAAGGUCGUCCCAGAAAAGAACACCAACUUCCCUGGUUUACUUGAUAUUAAUUUAACUAUCAAGAAGAAUGAGUUUGUCAUUUUGACUGGUGUUAUUGGAUCCGGUAAGUCUUCAUUAUUGUCAGCUUUAGCUGGUGUGAUGAAAAUGUCAAACCCUUCGAUCGGUCAAGUUCAUAUCAACCACAAAUUAUUGCAAUGUGCUGCACCAUGGAUUCAAAAUUGUUCUGUUAGAGAAAAUAUUCUUUUUGGUAAGCCAUUUGACGCUCAAAAGUAUGCUAAGGUUAUUUAUGCAUGUUCGUUAGACACUGAUCUUAAAGAAUUACCAGCUGGUGAUUUCACUGAAAUUGGUGAAAGAGGGAUUACUCUUUCUGGAGGUCAAAAAGCUAGAAUUAACUUAGCAAGAGCUGUUUACUCUGAUGCUCCAAUUCUUUUGUUCGAUGAUGUGUUGUCAGCUGUUGAUGCAAGAGUUGGUAGACAUAUUAUUGACAAUUUGUUUAGCGACUAUUUGCACGACAGAACAAGAAUCUUAGCUACCCAUCAAUUAUCAUUAGUCGAAAAAGCUGAUAAGAUUGUCUUUUUGAAUGGUGAUGGUUCAAUUGAUGUAGGAAAGUUUACUGAUUUGCAAGGUAGAAACGAAAAGUUCAGGGAAUUGAUGUUUUUUAGUAACGACAAUAAGCUGGAGACCAGUAUUGAUGAAAAUGGACAACCAAUUCCAAAAGCUGAAAAGAAAAAGAAGGAAGAAACCAACUCGUCAAAUACCAACUUGACUGACUACCAAGAUGUUCAACAAACUAGCAUUGAGGGUAGGUUAACUGGUGAUGAAGAUAGAGCCACAAAUGCCAUCACAUGGAAUGUGUACAAGAAAUAUAUCAGACUAGGUGAAGGAUUUCUUGGGAUUGGAGCUGUUCCAGUUUUCGUAUUAACAUGUGCAACAGCAACUUUCUGUCAACUUUUCACUAAUACCUGGUUAUCAUUUUGGCAAGAGAAGAAGUUCAAAGGUAUGUCAGAUAACAUGUAUGUCUCGAUUUACAUCAUGUUUGCAUUUUUGACCGUUAUUUUCACAGCAGCAGAGUUUUCUUUAUUAGGUUAUAUGAAUAACAACUCUGCAAGAUACUUGAAUGUUGGAGCAGUAAACAGAAUUUUACACACUCCAAUGAGCUUCAUGGACACCAAUCCAAUGGGUAGAAUUUUAAACAGAUUUACAAAGGAUACCGAUGCUUUGGAUAAUGAGUUAAGUGAACAAUUAAGAUUGUUCUUAUUCCCAGCAGCUAUGAUUAUUGGUAUUAUCAUUUUAUGUAUCUGUUACUUACCAUACUUUGCAAUUGCAGUUCCAUUUUUAGCGUUUGCCUUUAUUUUUGUUGGUAAUUACUAUCAAGGUUCAGCAAGAGAAAUUAAGAGAUUAGAAGCUACUCAAAGAUCAUUAGUUUACAACAACUUCAACGAAAUUUUAACUGGUUUACCAGUAAUCAAAGCUUAUAGCGCUGAAGAAAAUUUCAUUGAAAAGAAUGAUAAAUACAUCAAUCAAAUGAAUGAAGCUUAUUACUUAACUAUCGCCAAUCAAAGAUGGUUAGGUAUUUCAUUAGAUUGUAUUGCUGCUGCUUUUGGUUUAAUUAUUUGUAUGUUGUGUAUAACUGAUCAAUUCAAUAUCGGACCACAAUCAACUGGUUUGUUAUUGAAUUACUGUAUUCAAAUCGUUGGUUUGUUGUCCUUAACUAUUAGAGCUAUGACUCAAGUUGAGAAUGAGAUGAACUCAGCUGAAAGAUUAUACCAGUAUGCAUUCAAUAUUCCCCAAGAAGCAGCAUACGAAAAGACUGAAUUUAAGCCAGCUCCUGAAUGGCCACCUUCUGGUUAUAUUCAGUUCAAAGAUGUUUCCUUGCGUUAUAGAGAAGGAUUACCUUUGGCAAUUAAAGAUUUGACUUUUGAUGUUUACCCAGGUGAAAAAAUUGGUAUCUGUGGUAGAACUGGUGCAGGUAAAUCUUCAAUCAUGACUGCCUUGUACAGAUUGGUUGAGUUGAACUCCGGUUCGAUUUCCAUUGAUGGUUUAGACAUCAGCAACUUGGGAUUAUUUGACUUAAGAUCAAGGUUGUCUAUUAUUCCACAAGACCCAGUCUUAUUCCAAGGUUCUAUGAGAAAAAAUUUGGACCCAUUUAAUGAACACUCGGAUGAUGUCUUAUGGGACACCUUGAGAAGAUCUGGAUUAAUUGACGAAAGCUCAAUAGAAAUUGCAAAACACCAACACCAAAGUGCUAAUAAUAACGUCGGAUAUGAUAACUUGCAUAAAUUCCACUUGGAGCAAAUUGUUGAAGACGACGGGGUCAACUUUUCAUUCGGAGAAAGACAAUUAAUUGCAUUAGCAAGAGCAAUGGUCAGAAAACCAAAGAUUUUGGUUUUAGAUGAAGCUACUUCAUCUGUUGAUUAUGAAACUGAUGCUAAGAUUCAAAACACAAUUGCCAACGAGUUUGGUCAAUGUACCAUUUUAUGUAUUGCUCACAGAUUGAAGACAAUCUUGCAUUACGAUAGAAUCAUGGUCAUGGACAAGGGUAGAGUGGUCCAAAGAGACAGUCCAUAUAAUUUAUUCAACAAGAGAGGAAUCUUUAGAUCAAUGUGCGAGAAGGCAAACAUUGAUAGGAACGAUUUCGAUCUUUGA
Dujonia railenensis is the source of this 4572-nucleotide messenger RNA. Lineage: Eukaryota; Fungi; Ascomycota; Pichiomycetes; Serinales; Debaryomycetaceae. The record is from the annotation of a GenBank genome assembly.